UUUAUUUAAAUCAGAAUCCAGUACCUCUCUGCCCAUAGCCAACGAAUAGUAGACUAAAAAUGAAACCCUUACGCCAAAGAAUCUAUUUUUGGACUUAUAGUAGGUGCAGGGGCUGUAUCCUGGCACUGGUGGCAGCGCAGGCUCAAUGUAGGCGUAUGGUGUAUACAUAAAUAGGCGAUAUAAGUCGCUGGCAUCACAGUAGAUAAGGAGAAUCACAGCGCACACCAUGAUGGUUGGCUGUGCUGCUUUGAUCCUAUCUCUCUCCAUAGGAACUUCUACGGUGCGUGUUACUUCUUCGAAGUUGAUGCAGUUUGACCCCAUUAACAGCGAACCUACUGUGGCGCCAUUGGGCUGUCAUCGUCGGGUAUAUAAGUAUAAAGUAACGCAGUCCGAUAUUCUGGGACAUAAGUGCUGGGACUAUGUGAGCGUAUGGUCGUGCUGGGGACGGUGCGACACCAGCGAGAUCUCCGAUUGGAAGUUCCCUUAUAAACGUUCGUUCCAUCCCGUCUGCGUCCACGCAAAGCGGCAGCCAGUGAUAGUAAUCCUGAAAAACUGUCACCCUAAAGCGGAAAAGAGCGUUAGCAACUACCAGUAUACGGAGGCAGUGAACUGCCACUGCCAGACGUGCUCCGCACAAGAUACUAGUUGUAAGGCUCCGAUUAAUAACAUGAUGACUAGGGGCAGCAAGGCAAUCAUGAUAGGAGCCGAUACUGAAAACUUGGACUCUUAAGGCGUUCUUAAUAAAAUAGUGUAGCUCAAAGGGGUGGCUUUAUAUGCAAUAAAACAAAUUUUAUGCAAACAACUUUA
Molecule: messenger RNA, 807 nt
Organism: Drosophila suzukii
Lineage: Eukaryota; Metazoa; Arthropoda; Insecta; Diptera; Drosophilidae
Product: thyrostimulin beta-5 subunit
Biological process (GO): G protein-coupled receptor signaling pathway
Cellular component (GO): cytoplasm; extracellular region
Molecular function (GO): hormone activity
Source: RefSeq, a predicted model, not a curated record